CCCCAACAUGAGCGUGGGUAAACCUACCGCGGACCGUUUACCGUGCAAUACCACCAGUUUUCAGAAGAAAUCACGAAGCAAACUAGUUUCAAUACCUGGCACAAGACCUUCGAUUCAAAAUGGGCAACUUAUUGUUUCGACUGGUGUCACAUCUCUCGACUACGUGAUUGGUGGUGGUUUAGCAGUUGGAACCCUUCUCCUCAUAGAGGAGGACCGAUAUGACAGCUACUCUCGUAUGCUACUCAAGUACUUCCUGGCAGAGGGGGUGGUGUGUGGACAUGAACUCUACGUGGCGUCUGCCCUGGACCACCCCAAUGACAUCCUACAGGAGCUCCCCGCCCCCAUCCUGGAUGACAUCGCCAGCCCCAAAACAGUGGAGGACCAGGCAAAGUCAUGUGACCCUGAGAGUCAGGACGCCAUGAAGAUCGCCUGGCGCUACCAGCACCUGCCAAAAGUACAGACGGCCCUGGCGUCCUCGUCGAGGUUCGGACACUACUACGACGUCUCCAAGACAAUGGACCCUGAGAUCUGCCAGGCGGCCAGGUGCCACGGCUUCUACCUUCCAGAACACUCCACCGCUGUGACAUCACCCACCGCCACCGGGCAGAGGUAA
Messenger RNA from Salvelinus namaycush (lake trout), 613 nucleotides. Its product is annotated as elongator complex protein 4-like. Gene Ontology annotation, cellular component: elongator holoenzyme complex; transcription elongation factor complex; cytoplasm. Bases 8 to 613 code for a protein of 201 amino acids. The transcript is spliced from 5 exons. The record is from RefSeq and is a predicted model, not a curated record. Gene Ontology annotation, biological process: tRNA wobble uridine modification. Lineage: Eukaryota; Metazoa; Chordata; Actinopteri; Salmoniformes; Salmonidae.